UUGAAAUCUCGUGAGAGGAUAAUCUCCUUAGUGAUUGUCAACAAUUGCUCCCUGUGUUAUGGAGGACAGAGACCCAGAAGGUAAACCAAAGAUGUUUUUAUUCCUAAAACUAUAGUAAGCAAAUACAAACAGAGGCAAUAACAGUAAGCAGAAAUGGAGGAUUCAGACACAGAAGGGCAGAAGACAAAGUUAAUAGUAAAUCAACCUUAUGAUGAGAGUCUAGAAAUUAAUGAUUCUGAAGAGAUAGCAAGUAUCUACAGUCCAACCCCGAGGCCGUCUGGUGCUUCCAAGUCCAUUCGUUCUCAGCUCAAAGCUAUGGCUGACAGCAGUGAUGAAAAUGAGGAGGAUUCCAGCAAGGGCAAGAAGAAAGGGCCCCCACCUCAGACACAGCGUGGCUUCAGUGAAAAUGAAGAAGAGGAGUCUGAUGAUACAGAAUCUGAUGAUGAUGAUGAUGACGAUGAUGAAGAUGAAGAUGAACAUGGAGCACCCCUAGAAGGGGCAUACGAUCCAGCUGACUAUGAACACAUUCCAGUUCCUGCUGAUGUCAAAGAACUGUUUCAGUACAUCAUUCGUUACACGCCUCAGUCCAUUGAGCUGGACCAUAAACUGAAGCCUUUCAUUCCUGACUUUAUACCAGCUGUUGGUGACAUUGAUGCCUUUCUGAAGGUUCCACGUCCUGAUGGAAGACCUGAUAACCUUGGACUUCUGGUACUGGAUGAACCCUGUACAAAACAGUCUGAUCCAACAGUCUUGUCCCUAUGGCUGAUGGAGAAUUCAAAACAGCACAACAUUACGCAGCACAUGAAAGUGAAAAGUCUGGAAGAUGCUGAGAAGAACCCUAAAGCCAUUGAUAACUGGGUCGAAAGCAUUAGUGAAUUACAUCGGUCAAAGCCACCUGCUAACGUACACUAUACAAGACCAAUGCCAGAUAUUGACAGAUUGAUGCAGGAAUGGCCACCAGAGUUUGAAGAACUGCUAGGAAAGGUCAGUCUUCCAACUGCUGAUAUAAAUUGUAGCCUGGAUGAAUAUAUUGACGCAAUAUGUGCUAUUUUGGAUAUUCCAGUCUACAAGAGUCGGAUUCAGACCUUGCAUGUUUUAUUCAGUCUCUAUGCAGAGUUCAAAAACUCACAGCAUUUCAAAGCCUUGGCUGAAGGAAGGAAAAUACACAGUGCCUCUUCUGCUCCACCCUCUAGACCUGAAGAUGCAGAAAUACUCACUAUUGACUAAGAACACUGGCUUGUUUCCGUUGCCUGUUCAGAUAUUCCCCAGUAGGUUGGAUCCGCGAAGCCCAGCUUGUUUUAGUCAUCCUUAAUAAGUUCUGGAAUCCAUGAAUUUGCUGAUAUUGAGCAAAUCUGCAUCUUAGCUUGAUAAAGGCAACCUUCUUGAAAAAAAAAGAUAUUUAUGAAACAGGAAAGGCAAAUAUUACUGACGUGCAGUGUAUUUUUUAUUGAUUAUAUUUUAUACUUCAAGCACAGGCUGUGACUUCUUUUUUGUACCCAAAAUAAUUCUCGCUUAUUGCGCAUUACUUGCCUGUUUAUCGUAGUUGGAUUCAGUUGCAGCUGUAACUUGAAUUUUUUGGCAUACUUUAUAGUCAUCUGUACAGAAAUGAAAGCUAGUAGCAUUCCCUAGAUGGAAUUAGUGGUAGUCUAGUACUUAGCCAGAAAAGCACACAGACAUUAGUGUCAGCUUGCUGUACUGUGGUAAACAGUUUUCAAAAUAAAGUCAUAAAAGCAUUAA
Molecule: messenger RNA, 1737 nt
Organism: Protopterus annectens (West African lungfish)
Lineage: Eukaryota; Metazoa; Chordata; Ceratodontiformes; Protopteridae
Gene: IFT46
Product: intraflagellar transport 46
Exons: 12
Coding region: 154-1227 (357 amino acids)
Biological process (GO): intraciliary transport; cilium assembly
Cellular component (GO): motile cilium; centrosome; intraciliary transport particle B
Source: RefSeq, a predicted model, not a curated record